AUGGCGGGGAAGGGGGACGAGGACGCCGGGGCCGCGGCUGCGGCCGGCCUGCUGGAGGCUGUCUUGGGCUCCUUGUACGAUUUGGGUGAAUCACUACAUGAGGGAAACAAGAAGAAAAGGUGCAAAAAGAAAAAAUCGCAGGAGAAGUUAGGAAUAAAACCCAACAAUGCUUUCCCAGAGGAUGACAGCAUGAAACGUGAAUACAGCACAGUAACGGCAGGCAAGAGACAAAGUGCCUCCAGCUUCUUUGAAAAUUUGAAAAAUGAACUGGAUUGUGAUUGUAUUAAUAUGAAAAGGCCUUUCCAAGAAUUGAGUGCCUCUGAUGUCCCUCCUAAACUUGCCCAUCCUGAAAAAACUGCAGAGAUAGAAGUUGUUAACUUCCAUGGUUACAAGAGAAAGAAGAAACCAAAACUUGAAAUUUCUGAAGAUUGUGGCUCCAAGGCAAAGAAGACUAUUCAAGAAAAGGAUGUGGAUAGCCAAGAUUUUAAUCUGGAAAAAGCCCGUUUGGAAGUGCACCGGUUUGGAAUCACUGGAUUUGAGAAGAAAGAACAGCGGGUUUUGGAACAAGAACGUGCCAUUAUGUUAGGAGCAAAGCCUCCCAAAAAGGAAUAUUUGAACUACAAGAUUCUCCAAGAAAAAAUCAAGGAGAAGAAAGCAGUCAAGAAGGAAGAAAGCACAGUGGAAAACAAACCUGAUUCCCUCAAGAGGAGGAAGAAAAAAGGACAGGAGUCCAGCAGAAAAUCCAAAAAGAAGGCAAAGCCCAGCAUUCUGCCAACAGGGCAAGUUGGAAAAUUUAAAAACGGGACCCUUAUUCUUCGCAGCUGUGACAUCAAGAAAAUCAAAUCUUCCAAACUGAUUAAAUGACAUCCCUGAAUCAUGUUUGCACAGAAAAUGAGAUGAAUGAACUUUGUGGCCAAAAUCCUUUUUUAAAAGCUUUCAUUUAAUUUGUGUAAACCCUGAUUUCUCAUCAGUUGCUCUACUGUGUAGAUAAGU
This is a messenger RNA of Euleptes europaea (tarantolino), 993 nucleotides long. RefSeq names its product chromosome 7 C1orf131 homolog (gene FSAF1). The coding region runs from base 1 to 864 and encodes 287 amino acids. NCBI's taxonomy places the organism in Eukaryota, Metazoa, Chordata, Lepidosauria, Squamata, Sphaerodactylidae. The record is from RefSeq and is a predicted model, not a curated record. The transcript has 7 exons.